This is a messenger RNA of Teleopsis dalmanni, 3047 nucleotides long. RefSeq names its product intrastrand cross-link recognition protein (gene Sox21b). The coding region runs from base 597 to 2507 and encodes 636 amino acids. The record is from RefSeq and is a predicted model, not a curated record. The transcript is spliced from 8 exons. Gene Ontology annotation, biological process: anatomical structure morphogenesis; cell differentiation; regulation of DNA-templated transcription. Gene Ontology annotation, molecular function: DNA-binding transcription factor activity, RNA polymerase II-specific; RNA polymerase II cis-regulatory region sequence-specific DNA binding. NCBI's taxonomy places the organism in Eukaryota, Metazoa, Arthropoda, Insecta, Diptera, Diopsidae.
CAACGUGUUUAUUUUAUUCUUUUAAGUGAAAAAUUAUUUUAAAAUUGUUUUAUAUUAAACAAAGUUUCAGCAAAAUCGAACACUCAACGAUAGCUCAAGGGUUUAUCAAGUGUAAAAGUUAUGUUGCUGGCGGCAGUGGGUUGCGGUGAGCUGUAACACAUUCUGUUACAGGUGUUUUCGUAACAGAAUCCAUUUCGUUUAACCCAGUUCUCCUUUUAAUACAAGUGCGUUAGAAUAUCUUGUUAGAAACUGUGCUAGAGAAUCGUGUUGUGUUUGGAAAUUUUCAACCGCGUCCAUUUUGCUGUACUAGAAAAUGUGUCGUCCGUGUCAAGUGUUCAAACGAUUAAGCUUUUUACUAAAAAUUUUAAUCAUUACAGUAUUAAAUAUAAAUAAAAGGAUAAAAUUCAUAUAACUACAAUUGUAAACACAAGUGCCCGCAACCCUACCCAUACUUUUGCUGUCGAUUUGUCACAUUUAGGAAGGCUCAUUACCAGCUUGAAAGUUUUACCUUACGGCAUAAUAAUACCUAAGUCCACGUCUCCCUUGGUCAUCCCAGCGCCUUACAUGAGCAGUUUUAACUUCAUGCUUUUUACAAAAUGAUGGAUCGCAUCCCAUCAUUGUCACUCUCAGGCAUAUCGCUCGCACAUCCACUUUCAAUUUCAACUGGACAAACUUUACAAAAUCAUCUCAAUUCCGCACAAUCGGCGGUUAGUUCUUCAACUGGCGGACAUUUAGGACAAUUAGCAGCUGCAGUACAUCAUCAUCAUCAACAACAGCAACAACAACAAAUACAAUUACAACAGCAACAACAACAGCAGCAACAACUGCAUCAUCAGCAACAACAACAACACCACCAUCAUAACGCAGUAGCGUCAGUUGCUCAUCAUCAUAAUCAACACCAUCACAAUCAUCAAUUGUCUCUCAAUUCCUUAAGCAGCUUACAUUCAAGUUCAACUUCAACACCAAACUCUUUAGCGCAUUCGAGCGCCUCACCAACAAGUUCAACAACAUUGCAUCACCAUCAAGGCUUGCACACAACAACAAAUCACAAUAUACUACAUCACACCACAAGUGGUCUGGCGCAUACGGCACACUUACACGCGGGUGUCGCACAUAAUUCGUCGUCCUCAUCACAUCAGCACUCAACAACAGCGUCCACUUCUGCGGCAGCCACGUUACAUCCAACGGCGGGUGCACAUCACCACCAUCAUCAUCACAACCAUCAUCACCACCUGUCUUCGGCAUCGGCAGCUACCAAUAACGCAACUACUGGUUUCUCCUCAAGCUCAUCAACAAACUCCCCCGCCUCCGUCAUGGCUGCAGCAGCUGCCGCGCAUUUGCAUCAUAAUUCACAGGCUUCUCCAAUGACAAAUUUACACCAGAACAUGGGAAGCCUGAUGAAUACAGGCAGCAGUGCCAGUGAUGUUUUUUUCAGUCUCAUGAUACAGAAUACAACGAAACGACAAAACGAAGAACACAUUAAACGUCCCAUGAAUGCGUUUAUGGUGUGGUCCAGACUACAACGCAGAAAAAUUGCGCAGGAUAAUCCCAAAAUGCAUAACUCCGAAAUAUCGAAACGCUUAGGAGCCGAAUGGAAGCUUUUAACAGAGGAAGAAAAACGUCCAUUUAUUGAUGAGGCCAAACGACUUCGCGCAAUGCACAUGAAGGAACAUCCUGACUACAAAUAUCGUCCCCGCAGAAAACCAAAAGCGCUACGUCGUGACGGUUAUCCAUACCCGAUGCCAUACCCAUCAGUACCCGUGGAAGCAUUACGUGCAGGUAUAACACCAGGUUAUUUUGCGCCGGGACCAGCAGCCGCUUAUCACUUGGGCAGCCAUCUAACCCAGACAAAUGCACCAACGUCACAGACCUCCUUAUCAGGACAAAUGGACGUUCCAAAAUUUGCGCUCGAUCGCAGCUCGUACCUAAGCAGCGCAGCUACUGCAGGCUCUUUGUACGAAUCAUCGAAGGCUGCACAGGCCAGUGCUGCUUAUAGCGCCUAUUUAGAUCCCAGUGUUCUCACCAAGGCCUACUUCGAUUCAAAAAUGUACCAGGACCGAGCUAAUUAUGCAUUCGAUAUAUCAAAAAUAUAUGGCGGGGCUCAACAGCAUGGCACAUCUGCUGCAGCUGCCGCCGUGGCUCAUCAGCAACAGCAGCAACAUUUGCUAAACGGUCUCAGCAUUGCCAGUGCACACAACAACAACAACCACACAACAGCAAAUAAUAACUUGGAUGAGCGCGAUAAUACACCACAUUUGGAUAGCGGUGGUGGUCCCGGUGGAGGUAGUGGUGGCAACAGUGUUUCCGAUUCAAAGUCACACUUGCAGCAUUCGCCGAAUGAUACGCAACUCGAUUACUCGCAAUACACGCAGUACGGUCAGGUAAGCAGUGCCGCUGCAUUGGGUCUUGGCGGCGGUGUUGCAAACAGUGCUCUGGGCGGUGGUGCCGGAGGUGGUGGCGCCGGCGCUGGCGGUGAUUUUCGACGUCCACUCACUGUUAUAUUUUGACCACCAUCCAUCGAUAGUGAAGAACUCAACUUGUCCAUGACGAAUUAGAAUUUAAAUAAAAAUAUGAAAUAUUUUUCAGAAAAUAUUGAAUAUAAAAAUAAAAUUAAAAUUAAGUCGGGUGAAUCGCGAAUUAUGGUUCAGUUAAAAUACACAAGAUGUAAAGGAGAGGUUUUAAUAAUUUUUUAAUUUCUAAACUUAAAUAUAAUAACUAAUUAUUUUAUAUAUAUUAGAAAGAAAUUGUCCUUUCCUAAAUCUCUAAUCAAACCAUUGGAACAUAGUCGCUUCCAUUUAACUUUCCCAAAAGUUACUGGGACUUUCCCAGUCCCAAAAGUAUGUUUCUUCACCCCUGAGAAAAAUUGAUUUAACUAAUCAAUUCUAAACUCAUUUAAAUAUCUUUGAGGAAUUGAGGAAAUAUUUAUUAAAAUUAUGACUCAUGUUUGCCUGAGGUGUGAGAAAGAGAGAAAACGAAUAUAGUUCAUGUAUUGAUUAUAUAUAAAAUUUAAAAAUAUAUUUAUUUAUUGAUCUAUUUUAUGAAAACAA